Molecule: messenger RNA, 1875 nt
Organism: Epinephelus fuscoguttatus (brown-marbled grouper)
Lineage: Eukaryota; Metazoa; Chordata; Actinopteri; Perciformes; Serranidae
Gene: vsig10l
Product: V-set and immunoglobulin domain containing 10 like
Exons: 10
Coding region: 167-1735 (522 amino acids)
Molecular function (GO): protein binding
Source: RefSeq, a predicted model, not a curated record
CUGCUGACACACACAGAGGAUUCAGUCACUGCUGUCCAAGACACCGAGGACAUUUCUUCGCCUCUGUUUUAUGUUCUGGGCUUUUGACUCAAAAAAACAACAUUAAAAAGAUUUUCAUGUCCUCUUAAAUCCGUCACCUACUCCACUGUCGCCCUGUUUUUAUAAAAUGACGUGGCCGGAUGGAUUUAGUAGAUUAAAUGCAGUUUUUCUCGUUAUUUUACUGAGCUUUACUUUUCAAGGUGCCUACUUUGAGCUGGUGGUGUCCCCUGUUGGCCCGACUGUUGUGAAUGCACCACUUGGCAGCAAUGUGACUCUGGCUGUGUCCUUCAGUGGUGCCUCUGACCCAGUGGUUGCCUGGUUUAUGGGAAGGUUACCUGUCGCCACAUGGGUUAUUAACUCCAGUGUUCCUCCAGUCAUAGCCGAAAACAAUAUGGGGGUGCUGGAUAUUGAGCCAGAUGGAUCCCUUACCUUUGUGAAUGUGACACUUGACUAUACCAGUGAGUACACCGUUGAAAUGACAAAGUCUGGACUGCCAACAUCCUCGACUUCUUUCAGUCUAACAGUAUUUGAGAGGCCAAAAGGCAGUCCGAUGUGCUCUGUGCAGUCAGUGAAUAACGUCAACCUGCAGUACCACUGUCGGUGGCUGGGGGGAACCCCACAGGCCCAGUUGUCUUUCCCAGCACUGAGUAACACGAGCAGCGGAGCAGGAAACUUCAACCUGACCGUCACCCCCUUUGAUAAUCUUGACGGGAAAACUGUCACAUGCAUUGCAUACCACCUAUCUGAACAGAAUAAACAAUACUGCAAUAUUACUGCAAGUAGUCCAGUGAGGUUCCUGCCAUCCAUGAGAACCACGGUUGACUCCAGUGGCAAAAUAGUGGUCACUAUCCAGUGUGUCAGCGAGGCCUCGCCUAAGGCCGUGGUGUCAUGGCUUAAAGGAAACGAGACUGUCACCGAAGGGACAACGUACCAGAUCAGCAGAGACACCACACAGCUCCAGAUUCAGGAUAAAAACGUCAACAACUUUGUCCCCCAGAACUACACUUGUACCUGCCACAACCCGCUGGGCAGCCAGAGGAGGGUGACUCAGUUAAUAGGACCGUCGAUCUCAGAUUCCAGUUUGUUCCCUAAUCCCAAUGGAACCAUCAUCACAUUGACCUGGGAGGUCCCGCCCACCUCUGUUGUUACAGGGUUUGACGUCCAAAAGAAAGGACCAGACCUCCUGAGCAAACAUGGUAAUGGCAUCAACACUAAAGGCAGCUCAAACAAAUUUAAAACCAUCCAGCAGAAGCCUGGCUCUGCUAGGAGCGCAGACAUCUUUGUCCUCGAUCCCGACUUGACAUACUGGUUUCGGAUCAUCCCCAGAGCUCUGAUGACUGAAGGAGCGCCAUCUGAGGUCCACAGAAUUGGCCCAGGUGUCGGGCUGAGUGGACCUGCCAUUGCUGGCAUUGCAGCUGGAAUCCCCUGCAGUCUUCUCGUUCUAAUCCUGCUAAUCGUCUUCAUCUGCUUCUGUGUCUACUGGAACAAGAACAAAAAUCAGCAGGCAAGAUAUCCAAUGUCCAGAGCAGUUGAGAAGGCAAUAUCAACCCAAACAGAAAUAGUGCCUCAUAACCUGCUGAAGGCAGGGCGGAAGGCUCCCCCUGAUUACAACAAAUUUAAGACUCCCUCUGAAAAGUCGGUGCCUCUCCCCACAUUUGUCCCUCCACCACCUGUCAGAGUUGCUACAACUGUCUAAACUCCUGUAUUUGCUUUAUAUAUUAAUUUUGUAUAGCAUGCCUUAUUUUUAUGUUUUGUCUUAAUGUAUGAGAUUUUUUCUGUAAACUAAGAAUUGGUGUUAUAGAUUUACUUGUACCACUUUCCUGAUCUGCAAUGUAA